CAAAAUGUGCGGCUCCUUUAAUAAGAACGAUCAGACCAGCUCCGAGAGUCAUGGCGACCACAGCAUCUAAUCGUUACAGUACCCUCACUUCAAGCUCAUCCAUAGCGCACUCGGAGCCUGGGGGCAUGCAGCAAAGGACAGUGUACAGAGACUCACAUACCUUGUUGCGUAGCGAUUACACACUGCAGAGCAAUAGCCACCCGCUCAGCCACGCGCACCAGUGGAUAACAGCACUGUCCCACGGAGAGGGUGCUCCAUGGCCCUCCAGUCCGCUCAGCGAACAAGACAUAAAGCCCACGGUGCAGAGCGGCAGUGAAGAGAUUCACAACUCUAACAGUUUGCAGCACCAACAGCCUCAUCUGGCGCAAGAGUCACACGGGACACAUCAGGAUGCUGCAGAAUGGAGUACUACUACAGAUGCUCACAUACCGAGCAUGUCGACAUCAAACGGACAGACCCUAAUUUAUUCGCAGCCGGACUUCAGUGCGAAUGGCGUGAACCCCAGCAGCGGACAUCACACGCUGGGAGACACGGACGACGACCACCACAGCCCACACCUCAGUGACCAAGGUCCUCAACCUUCGCAUCACCUGGCACACCACGACAAAUCGGACGAGGAUACACCUACUUCGGACGCCUUGGAACAGUUUGCUAAACAAUUUAAACAGCGAAGAAUUAAACUUGGUUUCACGCAGGCGGACGUUGGACUCGCUUUAGGUACUCUGUAUGGAAACGUGUUUUCCCAGACCACGAUCUGCAGGUUCGAGGCCCUUCAACUCAGCUUUAAGAACAUGUGUAAGCUCAAGCCUUUGUUGAACAAGUGGUUGGAGGAAGCGGACUCUACCUCCGGGAGCCCCACCAGCUUGGACAAGAUCGCUGCACAGGGGAGGAGAAGGAAAAAGCGGACUUCCAUCGAGGUGAGUGUGAAAGGUGCUCUGGAAAGCCAUUUCCUAAAAUGUCCCAAACCAGGGGCCCAGGAGCUUCAUUCACUGGCGGACAGUCUUCAACUAGAAAAAGAGGUGGUUCGGGUUUGGUUUUGUAAUAGAAGACAGAAAGAGAAACGGAUGACGCCUGUCGGAGGACCGCUCCCGGGAACGGAGGACGCAUACGAGGACACACCGCCCCACCAUGGAGUCCAGACACCGUGAACAAAUCUAUACAGUAAAAACACGAACCGCUACUGGUCUGUCACAAUUGUGUUUCCAUUUAUAUGAUGAAAUCAUUAACGGGGAUACCCAGCGCGAUAACGGAUGUGAUUAUUUUGUUUGAACUUCAAGGGGAGGACGGAGGCAAUCCUGUGAGUACCACAACAAUAUAUCAGAAACUGAGAGAAAAAUGGAUUCACUGAAGAACGAAGAGAGUGUAGCCUAUGUCAUGUAUGUAAAUAUGCUAAGCACUGUGACACGGACCUGAUUAAUACAGGCUAUAGCGAUAAUGGUUGUUGUUAUUAAAGAAAUAGCCUAA
Messenger RNA from Conger conger (European conger), 1464 nucleotides. RefSeq names its product POU class 3 homeobox 2a (gene pou3f2a). Gene Ontology annotation, cellular component: nucleus. Gene Ontology annotation, molecular function: DNA-binding transcription factor activity, RNA polymerase II-specific; RNA polymerase II cis-regulatory region sequence-specific DNA binding. The transcript has a single exon. The record is from RefSeq and is a predicted model, not a curated record. Gene Ontology annotation, biological process: regulation of transcription by RNA polymerase II; brain development. Lineage: Eukaryota; Metazoa; Chordata; Actinopteri; Anguilliformes; Congridae. The coding region runs from base 51 to 1148 and encodes 365 amino acids.